Messenger RNA from Aspergillus welwitschiae, 1648 nucleotides. RefSeq lists its product as uncharacterized. The coding region runs from base 710 to 1111 and encodes 133 amino acids. The transcript has a single exon. NCBI's taxonomy places the organism in Eukaryota, Fungi, Ascomycota, Eurotiomycetes, Eurotiales, Aspergillaceae. The record is from RefSeq and is a predicted model, not a curated record.
GGUCGGCCUGGUUGCUUUGGUUGCUUUUCAAUAGAAAUGCAACAGUAAAGUAACUAGAGAGAUCAUUAGUAGUUCUGAUAGUCUGAUAGUUUCAGCUCCUCGCGACGGGGAUUGUCGAUCAUCGUCAACUGAAUUGAUCUCCGCUUGACUAGCUCGAUGAUUGCCCUUUCCCCCUCCCUCGCUAACUUCCAGUAUAUUAUCGCCUGAUUGACCUUGCGUCCCAAAAGUACGACUCCGACCAAUUGAUCGCGGCGCCCCGACUAUCUGUGACUAUCGCGACCGUCCCUCACUUUCCGGUUCAGCGUCAUCCGUUCGUGGAAAUUCCACUUAUCAGCCUUUAGCCUUGCCGGACGUCAUACCGCGGCCUUCUGGGACGAGCCCCACGUGUUGCUACUUUUCCUUUGCUGGCUGGCGCUUUUUCUUCUUUCUCUUCUGCCGGCCUCUUUUCCCUCUUUCUUCUCUCUCAUCACGCCAUCUUCUAUACGCCAGCGAUCAGGCUAAGGCGACUAACGACUCCACCGAAUCAGUCCACUCAACGAUACCUUCUCUACGCCUGGACUGCGAUCUCAUCCCGCCAGCUGAGCCUAGCCUUUUGCUCCCUUGUCGCUCCCUUUCCAUCGUGAUCGCUGCCGCCCUCAUAGACUCUCAAAUCGAUAUCGUCCUUAUCACCACCGCCUCUCCUCCACCAUAGAUAUAUAGAAACCACACCAUGGACGGCUCGUCUCGCACUCUUACUCCCUUCAACCAACCUCAAUCCACCGUACAAGUCUCUCCGGGAUAUUCAUCACAACCUCAGAACACCCUGGGUCUCGCAGCCGCCGCCGCCGCAGCAGCAGUCAACAGCCAAACCGCCCAGAUGCAGCUUCAAUCUCAACACCCAACUGCAAACGCCAGCGAGCAACAAAACCUCACCGAUAUUUCACAAACCUCUGCUGCUGCUACUACAACGAUGGCUCAGCCUGCAGCGGACACCUACCCCCACCAAGUCACUGGGUCGGGCGGUCCAACGGCGACAGCACCAUUCUUGCGAGACUUCAGUCUCGUCGCAGAGGCAGCCAAGCGGGCACAAAUGUCCGUGAUGGUGCGAGAUCUGGAGAGUGUGACGCUAUAAAUGGCCUCAGCUAGGAAAAGGGCAUCUGACAUCAUUGAUCAUCUCGGGGUGGGAGCACGGGACCAAUAUGACUGAUAGAUUGGAUGGGACCGUUGAUGAGAUAGAGGAUAUCUAUCAUCUCCAUACAAUUAUUUCUUCUUUGAUUAGAGAGGAGUGCGUGGUGUAUAUUUGCGGUUCAUUUAUCUCUGGGCGGGGUCGGGUGUUGUAUUUUCCCUUUUUGGAUUUGUCUCUUCAGUCUGCUUUACACCUCGGUUUACUUUCUUUUAUCCUAUCUACUCAUCCCUUCUUGACAGGCUGAUUCUCUGCGUUGGUUGAACUGCAAUUUUUCUGAUUGGCGAGCACAUACAUAUUAUAUCAUUUAUUAUUACUGUAGGUACAGGUACUUACUCCAUUUUGUUCUGAUUGUUUUUACUUCGAUUGGCUACUACCACCACCACUCCUGUCUAUUAAUCUAUCUAUUCGAAAUUAAUCUAUUCUUCCUUUCGGGCUUGACGGUCGGCGGAGUCCAAACCAAUUCAGCCACUUCCCUACAGUGGA